AUGGCUUCUUCAGACGCAAAGGUUGGGCGGCGGCGGACAGACAGCAGCGCAACUUCAUGGCAGCGGACAAAGAAAUCGCCAGAUCAGGCCAUUAAGUCAAAGUCCAGCCACACCGCGGACCCGUUCCUCCAAGACUUUUUAAGCCCGUCCUUCGAUCCCGCAGCCUUUCUCAAUGCCACUUUGCCGCCCCUCGGCAAGAGGCAGGGCCCCGGUCAGGGGGGACCCGAGCCGGUGCCCCUGGCCGAGCUGUCGGCCCAGGCCCAGGCACUCCUCUCGCAGCUCAACGCGCAUACAACGAGGCUGUCCAACACGCUGACGCAGCUCACCGACGACAUCCUGAGGAGCGGCAGCCGGCUGGCGUAUGAGGUAGAGCUACUGCGGGGCGAGACGCUGGGGCUCUCGGAGAGUCUGCACGAGACGCUGCAAGACGACAUUAAGCAGUUUAUUCCAGGGGGGCUGCAACAGGAGGCCGCUGGCACGGGAGGCGAUGGGGGGGAGUCGGCGGCCCAGCCUGGCGGAGAGGCCGAGGACCCAGACUACAUCAAGCAGCUGCAGACGCUGACACUGGUGCGGUCGCGGCUGGACUCGGUCAUCAAAACAUUUGGCAAUGCCAUGGACUUUACCUUUCCGCCAUCCGAGCUUUCCGUCGGCUCCUCGUUUUUAUCCGUGUCGGCACCAGAUCCGGGGUCCGAGCAGCAAAGCUCCGAGGAAAGAGGCCAGCAGGUGCUCAAGCAGCUGCGAGACGAGAUCUCGGGGCUCCUCAACGCAGGCGACGAGCCAGUUCAGGGGAUAGAGAGGGCGGCGACCAGGAUCGAGGAGCUCAAAGAGCUGACGAGCGUGUGGAAGGGGACAGCCGAGGAGAAGGGGCGGAACAAGUUCAUCGAGGGCCUGGCCAAGAUGGUCGAGGACAGGCACCGCGAGCUGAUGAGGGAAAUGGAGCUGCAGGCGGCCAAGAAGGAGGGGAAGACGGCGGCAGCGACCAAGAGAAGGGGCUCGCCGCGAGAGGCGGGCCCGGCCGAGGACUCGCGGACGCUGCCGGGGGGGUUUGGGCUGAUGAGCCAGCUUCAGAAGCUACGGAGCGGGCUGUAG
Hirsutella rhossiliensis is the source of this 1089-nucleotide messenger RNA. Its product is annotated as putative 37s ribosomal protein s5 protein. The coding region runs from base 1 to 1089 and encodes 362 amino acids. Lineage: Eukaryota; Fungi; Ascomycota; Sordariomycetes; Hypocreales; Ophiocordycipitaceae. The record is from RefSeq and is a predicted model, not a curated record. The transcript has a single exon.